Penicillium brasilianum is the source of this 1089-nucleotide messenger RNA. The record is from the annotation of a GenBank genome assembly. NCBI's taxonomy places the organism in Eukaryota, Fungi, Ascomycota, Eurotiomycetes, Eurotiales, Aspergillaceae.
AUGUCGGCCAGUCCAACUUGGAGCUCGCCCGGCCAUGCGCAGCAUGAUUUCCGCACUGAUUCCCACACCACCCCAACAACGCACAUGCUUGAUGCCCUGCUCCAUGCCACGUUUGAUGACGACGUCUUCCGCGAGGACUCCUCCACCGCGCAGCUGGAGGCUGCCAUGGCCCAAAUGUCCGGCUGUGAGGACGCUUGCUUCGCGCUCACGGGCACAAUGGCGAAUCAGAUCGCCCUCCGCGUGCUCUUUGAGCAACCGCCAUUCGCGCUCCUCACAGACAAGCGCGCCCACAUCCUCAACUACGAAGCCGGGGGCACCGCCUACCUGACAGGCGCAAUGAUGCAACCCGUCGCACCCUCCAACAACCUUUAUCUCACCCUCGAGGACAUCAAGCCGCGCAGCGUCAUCACCGAUGACGUGCAAAAGGCGCCGACGAAGGUGAUUUCGCUGGAAAACACCGCGCAUGGGGCCAUCACGCCACUGGCGGAGAUGCGACGCAUCAGCAUCUGGGCACGACAGCACGGGAUCAAGCUGCACCUGGACGGGGCCAGGCUCUUCGAGAGUAUCGCUGCGGGGGCUGGCAGCAUGCGCGACUUUUGCGCACUCUUCGAUACCAUUCAUCUCGACUUCUCGAAGAACCUGGGCGCCCCCAUCGGAACGAUGGUCCUCGGAUCGCGCGACCUCAUUACCCGGGCGCGGCGAGUACGAAAGGCCUUAGGUGGUGGACUGCGCCCCACGGGACUGAUCUGUGUGAUGAUGCGUACGGCGAUUGAGGAGAAUUUUGGGUGGGAGGGUCGGGGAGAGCGGGCACACGGGAUGCGCAGGUCGCAUGCGAUGGCCAAACGCCUGGGCACCGAGUGGCAGCGGCGUGGGGGCAGACUGGUACGACCCGUGGAGACGAAUAUCGUCUGGCUGAACAUUCGGGCGGCCGGCUAUACGGCCGAUGCUUUUGCGGGCGUUGGAACGAGAUACGCGGUCAAGCUGGAUGGAGGGAGGCUAGUUGUGCACUAUCAAAUGACCGAGGAAUCGGUGCAGCGGAUGCUACGAGUGUUUGAUGAGUGUUUGGCGACUAGCAAGGCUCGGCUCUAG